GUCAUCUAUGUCAAUCAAUCCCUUCUUUUCGAAUUUUAGGAACUUAAAAAAAAAUGAAAAAAAUAAAAAAGAUCUUUUAUUAACAAUAUAUUAAUUUUACUUGAAGUAUCAUAAACAUCUAUAAGUUCCAAAUUUUAAAACUACAAACAUAAAUCCAGCACAAAAACGCGAUAUCGUAACCUCCAACGUUUUCUUAUAUUUUUUUAAAAAUUUUGCACUUAAAGCACCAAUGGAACCUUAACCAAGCAGCUUUUAUUUUAAAGAACUUAAAUUUUAAUUUAUUUGUGGUAAAUACCCGAAACCAAGCCCCAGCAGAGUUUUUAGACAUAACAAUAUGUCUGAAGACCCCAAUAUUAUAAUCCCAAACACUUCUACAAUGAAACUUAAAAACACCUUGACUACUGAUGAUGAAGCCAAUGAUAUACUCCAGAAUGGAAUUUUGGUUGAAACUAAUACAGGGGUGGUCUGCAUGUCACUUAGUGAGGCCACAUGUGCCAACAUAAACUUAUCCAGUGAAGACCUUCACCAGGUGGCAGCAAAUCUUGUCAUAUUGCAAAACUUAGAAUCUGACAAAAAACCUGUUAUGAGUCUUCCAACUUCUUUUCGACUCACAUGUGAUAGUGAUGGAGGCUUCUCAAGUGAAUGUAGUGAUAGUACCUACACCACCACUGGUUCUAGCGCAAAUUACUCCAGUGAAAGUUUGAUCAGCAAUAUUUCAAUUAAGGGAAAAGCCAUUGAUAAGUCAAGUGAAGAAUCGGAUUCAACAAGGGGAAGCUUGCUUGGGAGUGAUAGUUGUUUGUCACCUCACCAAAUGCUUAUAAAAAAGAAGAAUAGAGGUGGUUGGCCUAAAGGUAGGAAACGCAAACCGGAACUGCUUAAUUUACCCCCAAAGGCACCAGCCACUGGCUAUAAUUUGUACUUAAAUGAGCAAAGAAGCUGUUUUAAAAAUAGCAGGCUUCCCUUUUAUGAAAUUACAAAGAUUAUUGGUAAUAGAUGGUCUAGCCUGACUUUAGAAGAGAAAAAGCCUUAUUUAGAUAGAGCUGAAGAAGAUAAGAAGAGAUACAGGGAAGAAUUAAAAGAGUAUCGCCACUCAGCAGCAUAUAGAGCAUAUUUGAAUACCAAAAGGAGGAAAAGACUGCAAAACAAUGUGAUGUCCGAAAGUGAUAUGGAUGCUACUGAUGAUUUUGACGAAGAAGAUAAUGAGGAGCUUUACUGCAGAACAUGUGAUCAAUGGUUCCAUAAUUUACAUAAUAAAAGGGAACAUUUACAAGCCAAAAAACAUUUAACUUCUUUGGCUGGUGACAUCUAUAAGGAAUUGACUGAUGUUAAGUCUGCCCCUAUUCAGCCAAAUUUGGCUAGUGCAUCUUUAGGUAGCCCAGAAACUAAACUGGCUGUGGUAAAAUGCGAAGCCGAAGGUGCAGGCAACACUAGUUCGGUUUUUGAAGCCAUGUGUAAAGUGGUGAAUUUAGUAAAAAAUAGAGAAAAUGAAAUAAAUACCCAAAAAAACAGACAGCAAGAAUUUAUUGAGGAGCACAAGGCUCUUUGCCAACAACUAUGUCAGUUAACAGUAAGGGAAGCCGCAUUAAAACGGGACUUAGCGGUCAAACGAGAAGAAGAAAAAGAGUUGGAAAGUAGGGUUUAUCAGUUAUGGCAAGCACCGAGUUUUUGUGUGUUAUCCGGAUUUAAAACCCCUGAUGAUCCCCAAACUGAUUAUUAACAUGGGGAUACAUACCUACAUUCCUUCAUAUUAGUUUUUAUGGGAGAAUCAUGGAUGUUAUUUAUUAAGAUUAUACUGAUGAAUGGUUCUACAGAUGAAUUAUUAUUUUUUUAAUAUGAUUAUUUUUUCAUCAUAGUUGGUUAACGCUUUAUUUUUAUGCUGAAAGUGAUACUUACUUAGGUUAAGUUGUUAUAUAGUUUUGUAGCAAUACAUAGUGUAUUUAUGUCAAAUAAAAAACUGGACUGUGUCUUUUAUUUUAA
This is a messenger RNA of Anthonomus grandis grandis, 1977 nucleotides long. Its product is annotated as SWI/SNF-related matrix-associated actin-dependent regulator of chromatin subfamily E member 1-like. Gene Ontology annotation, cellular component: nucleus. Gene Ontology annotation, biological process: regulation of gene expression. NCBI's taxonomy places the organism in Eukaryota, Metazoa, Arthropoda, Insecta, Coleoptera, Curculionidae. The record is from RefSeq and is a predicted model, not a curated record. The transcript has 8 exons. The coding region runs from base 335 to 1717 and encodes 460 amino acids.